Molecule: messenger RNA, 1937 nt
Organism: Bursaphelenchus xylophilus (pine wood nematode)
Lineage: Eukaryota; Metazoa; Nematoda; Chromadorea; Rhabditida; Aphelenchoididae
Source: the annotation of a GenBank genome assembly
AUGCUAAGGCUGACUUCAUUAUUCGCCCCAAAAUCACUUCUAACCUCCAUAAAGCUGAGGUCGCCCCAAAUUAAGCCUUGGAUUGGAUUGACUACGUUAAGGCUGCAUAGCGAACAGAAGCCAGAGAAGCUCUAUGAUGUCAAAGACAAUAUCUACACAGUCCCAAAUGCGCUAUGUGUUGCGAGGUAAAAAGAGGUGUCUAGUGCAAUAUAACAAGUCAAUUUUAAUAUAUGAAGUGAAAAGAUUAUUAAAAUUCAAUUUAACUUGGUGAAAAGGGAUGUUUUUAUAUAGUAUCUCCAUUAAAUAAACGUGUUUUAGGAUCGCCCUAACCCCAGUAAUUGGCUAUCUUGUCGUAACGGAGGCCCAUCUGGCCGCUUGUAACCUAUUUUUGAUCGCCGGAUUCACAGACCUCAUUGAUGGCCAGAUUGCGAGACGUUUCCCAAGCCAACGGUCGUUUCUGGGAACUAUGCUGGAUCCAGUUGCGGAUAAAUUGUUGAUCAGCACACUGUUUGUUACUCUGGGAUAUUCCGGCUUAAUGCCAAGUAAGUUUUUUGGUCGUAGGAGGUCUUUGAGAAGUCAAUAUUUAAAGCUUAUUUUUUGAAAACGGUAUUUGAUGAAUGUAUCCUGUCAUACUACCUUUUACGAGCUUUAAAAUGGUAUAUAACACAGUGAUUUAACCACUGAAAAUUUUGGUAUAUCGCCUAUUUUAGAGGGGAAGAGAAAGAAAAAUUUUGGAUGAAACUUACAGGGGAAGUACUUCAAGUGUGACGCUCAGAUUUUCUUUAAAUUUUGCACACACAUCGGGUAUGGACUAAAUAUCAAUUCCUGAAAGUUUUAGCUCGCGCUUUGCGGGCGCCGCCGAGAUAUUGAACGAUUUUUGCCGCCGAGAGAGCACGCUCAACGUGGAGAGCGGUCAGAGAGAAAACCGUUUUUUGGCCAUAACUUUGGCAGUUUCGUGCGGAAAAAUUUGAUUUUUUGUAGAAACAUUAUUCUUUACGGUUGAAAUAGGCAUGAAACUUUUCGUGCCGAAAUUCGGCAAAAAGUCCCAAAUUUUCGCCGACUUUCGAUCUAAAAAUCUCGGUUGUUUCUGCAAAGCGCGAGCUAGGAUUCCCGCAUAUAUCUUAGAAAAAAUUAUUCUAAAUUUGUGCCAAGUUUCAUCAAAAUCUGAGCGUCACACUUCAAGUACUUCCCUUGUUAGUAUACUGAAAGUUGGCGAAAAUUUGACACUUUUUACCGAAUUUCAGCACGAAAAGUUGCAUACCUAUUUCUACCAUAGAGGGUAACGUUUCCACAAAAAAUAAAUUUUUUCCGCACAAAACUAACAAAGUUAUGGUCAAAAAAGUGUUUUUCUCUCUGACCGCCCUCCACGUUUAGCGUGCUCUCUCGGCGGCAAAAAUCGUUCGAUAUCUCGGGGGCGCUUGCAAAGCGCGAGCUAAAACUUUGAGGAAUUGGUACUUAGUUCAUGGCCGACGUGUGCGCAAAAUUUAAAGAAAAUCUGAGCGUCGCACUUGGGGUACUUCCCUUGUGAGAUUUAUGUUACACUACCUAUAAUUUCAGUCCCUCUAAGUGGCCUAGUGAUCCUCCGAGACGUCCUGCUCUUGGCUGGCGCUUUUCGACAUCGUUUCCAGACUUUACAACCUCCAGUUACCCUCAAAAGAUACUUUGAUCCUUCCAUUUCUUCUAUUGAAAUCAAACCCACAUUCGCCAGCAAGUUGAAUACGGUCCUUCAAAUCUUCUCCGUGGCGGGAGCACUAGCUGCACCAGUCCUUCUUUUUGAACAACACCCCCUUCUUAUCUCACUAUGGUAAGAAAAAAAAUUUUUGUGUAAUAAAUUUACACAUUUCAGGCUACUUACAGCGGCUACCACAACUUACUCCGGAUACCAGUAUAUUGGGGGCAAAGCAAUAAAGCACGUCAAACCAAAAGACGUCAAUUAG